This is a messenger RNA of Procambarus clarkii (red swamp crayfish), 2493 nucleotides long. The record is from RefSeq and is a predicted model, not a curated record. NCBI's taxonomy places the organism in Eukaryota, Metazoa, Arthropoda, Malacostraca, Decapoda, Cambaridae.
AUGGAGCUCUUCACAAAUGGAGCUCUGGACGGCUGGAGUCCUAAACGGCUGGAAUAUAUGGAACGAUGGGAUCAGCAACUCGGGUGGUCGUGGAGGACCACUUUAACCGAGGACCACGAGGCCGACCACGAGGCCGACCAAGAGGCCGACCACGAGGCCGACCAAGAGGCCGACCACGAGGCCGACCACGAGGUCGACCAAGAGGCCGACCACGAGGCCGACCACGAGGCCGACCAAGAGGCCGACCACGAGGCCGACCACGAGGCCGACCACGAGGCCGACCAAGAGGCCGACCACGAGGCCGACCAAGAGGCCGACCACGAGGCCGACCACGAGGUCGACCAAGAGGCCGACCACGAGGCCGACCACGAGGCCGACCAAGAGGCCGACCACGAGGCCGACCAAGAGGCCGACCACGAGGCCGACCACGAGGCCGACCACGAGGCCGACCACGAGGCCGACCACGACGCUCCUCCACUAACAAGAGCCACACACUUGUUAAAUAUUGCUAUUGAUCCCUCACCACCAACGGAGCCCUCACCACCAACGGAGCCCUCACCACCAACGGAGCCCUCACCACCAACGGAGCCCUCACCACCAACGGAGCCCUCACCACCAACGGAGCCCACACCACCAACGGAGCCCACACCAACGGUGCCCUCACCACCAACGGAGCCCUCACCACCAACGGAGCCCUCACCACCAACGGAGCCCACACCACCAACGGAGCCCACACCAACGGUGCCCUCACCACCAACGGAGCCCUCACCACCAACGGAGCCCUCACCACCAACGGAGCCCACACCAACGGAGCCCUCACCACCAACGGAGCCCUCACCACCAACGGAGCCCUCACCACCAACGGAGCCCUCACCACCAACGGAGCCCUCACCACCAACGGAGCCCUCACCACCAACGGAGCCCUCACCACCAACGAAGCCCUCACCACCAACGGAGCCCUCACCACCAACGGAGCCCUCACCACCAACGGAGCCCUCACCACCAACGGAGCCCUCACCACCAACGGAGCCCUCACCACCAACGGAAGCCCUCACCAACGAAGCCCUCACCACCAACGGAGCCCUCACCACCAACGGAGCCCUCACCACCAACGGAGCCCUCACCACCAACGGAGCCCUCACCACCAACGGAGCCCACACCACCAACGGAGCCCACACCAACGGAGCCCUCACCACCAACGGAGCCCUCACCACCAACGGAGCCCUCACCAUCAACGGAGCCCUCACCACCAUCGGAGCCCUCACCACCAACGGAGCCCUCACCACCAACGGAGCCCUCACCACCAACGGAGCCCACACCACCAACGGAGCCCUCACCACCAACGGGGCCCACACCACCAACGGAGCCCACACCAACGGAGCCCUCACCACCAACGGGGCCCACACCACCAACGGAGCCCUCACCACCAACGGAGCCCACACCACCAACGGAGCCCUCACCACCAACGGAGCCCUCACCACCAACGGAGCCCUCACCACCAACGGAGCCGUCACCACCAACGGAGCCCUCACCACCAACGGAGCCCUCACCACCAACGGAGCCCUCACCACCAACGGAGCCCUCACCACCAACGAAGCCCUCACCACCAACGGAGCCCUCCCCACCAACGGAGCCCUCACCACCAACGGAGCCCUCACCACCAACGGAGCCCUCACCACCAACGGAGCCCUCACCACCAAUGGAGCCCUCACCACCAACGGAGCCCUCACCACCAACGGAGCCCUCACCGCCAACGGAGCCCUCACCACCAACGGAGCCCUCACCACCAACGAAGCCCUCACCACCAACGGAGCCCUCACCACCAACGGAGCCCUCACCACCAACGUAGCCCUCACCACCAACGGAGCCCUCACCACCAACGGAGCCCUCACCACCAACGGAGCCCUCACCACCAACGGAGCCCUCACCACCAACGGAGCCCUCACCACCAACGGAACCCUCACCACCAACGAAGCCCUCACCACCAACGGAGCCCUCACCACCAACGGAGCCCUCACCACCAACGGAGCCCUCACCACCAACGGAGCCCUCACCACCAACGGAGCCCUCACCACCAACGGAGCCCUCACCACCAACGGAGCCCUCACCACCAACGGAGCCCUCACCACCAACGAAGCCCUCAUCACCAACGAAGCCCUCACCACCAACGAAGCCCUCACCACCAACGAAGCCCUCACCACCAACGGAGCCCUCACCACCAACGGAGCCCUCACCACCAACGGAGCCCUCACUGCUGCUGCAAUAUCAGAUUUACCGGUAUUGAGGGCUUGGCGGACGCCGCCCCGCCCCCGCACGCGGCGCAACCAAUCACGGCCCGCCGGCGCCAGUGGGCGGAGUCUGCGGCGCGAACAGCUGCUGGAUUGGUGGAGCGGUAGAGGGGGCGGGACCAGUGGCGGCCGAGGGGGAGGAGCCUGGCGAGGAACAGGGUGGGCAGUACAAGAAGAUCUCAAUACCAUUACAGACGGACAGUAA